CUCCUCCUCUUCCUCCUUGAGGCGCAGGCGCAGGCGCAGCGGACGGAAGCAAACGCAACGCAAAAAGGAACGAGCGGGGAGGAGAGCAGAGGGCGUUUCUCCGUCCUCCCUCGCCGUGCGCGCGCGGCGGCGGCACCACACCACCGCCAUGGCCAUGUCCAAGCAGCAGCAGGGGGACCCCGCGGCCUUCCUCGACCUCGUCGGCCCCGACCUCUCCGCCUGCGUCUUCGCCCGCCUCCACGACCCCGCCGACCUCGCCCGCGCCGCCACCGUCUCCCGCCCCUGGCGCAGAUUCGUGGAGGGGAACGGCUUCCUCAAGAAGGCGUGCGUGCGCAAGUUCCCGGAGCUGGCCGUGCUCGCGGGCGCGGUGGAGGUGCGCAGAUCGCCCGCCCCAUCCCCCGGGCCCAGCGCCGAGGCCAACGAGCACAGGAUCUACUCCCACCUCUACGGCGCGCUCGUCCCCGACGCCAGGCCCGCCGUUGACUGCAUCCUGCACUGCAUCGGCGCCUCCAGCACCGACAACUUCCCCGACGAGACCAUCGACAACACGCUCGAGCCGCAGGACCGCGUCAACAACCGCUUCUCCUACUGGUCCAGCGCCGGCCAGGACGACCCCGACGUGCCCGAGACGCUCACCUACAGGCUCGGCUCCGACAUCUGCGUCGUCGAUGAGAUCAGGAUACAGCCCUUCAAAGCAUUCUUUCAGAUUGGACAUCCUAUAUACUCUUCAAAGAUGGUGCGGUUCCGGAUGGGCCAUUGCAAACUUCCUCGUCGAUCAGAGUCAUUUAUCACAGAUGAUGAUGACAACCAAGCAGUGAUUGCUGAUGAAAACUACAUCUGGACUUAUACCUCGCCUGAGUUCCUUAUGUUCCAGGAAAAUAAACUGCAGACGUUUAAACUCCCGCGCCCAGUCCUGUGCAUUGGUGGUGUUGUAAAGAUUGAGCUGCUGGGAAGAGUGCAGAAACAAGCAACUGAUGAUAGGUAUUACAUAUGUGUCUGCCAUGCUCAAGUGGUCGGGCGUUCGCUCUCACCAGUGUUCAUGGUCGACAUCAACGACUCGGGUGGCAAUGCCAUCCUCAAGCACCUGCCGGAGGCCAAGAACCUCACGGUGACGGAAGUGGUGCAGGACAGCGCGACGGACUCGCAGGAGUGGAAGGACGCUCUCGCCAGCUACAGGGAGAUGAGGCAUCUGGUCACCCUCAUGAACGUGCUCCAGGAGGGGCCUGCGCACCCCGCGCAAGACCUGCACGGAGACGGAGACGGAGACGCGCUUCUGCAAGAAAUACAAGAAAUGCAAGGGGACGCGAACCUCCUGCAACAGCUGCAAGUGGAUGCGCAGCUCCUGUAUUUACUGCAAGAUGGUGUGCUGCAACUGCAAGAUGAAGAUGGUUUACAGGCCAUGGAGGAAGAUGAUGACGGCGGCGUGUCAGACAACGACCCCUUCGCCUAGGGCCAUUGCUGGGCUGGGUGAGGUUGCCGGAGCCGAUGCCGAGAGAGAGACCGUUCCUUUGUUGUUGUGAACUAGUGGACUUGUGAAGGAACCCUUUAUAUGAACUAGCCGGGGGUUAUAUAGCUGAGUGCAUACAGACAGCUGUUGUGAACUUGUUGUGGCCGUGAGUACAUACAGACAGGGUUUAUAAAGAGUUUAAAGUCAUGGUUUGCGACUUUGGUUAA
Messenger RNA from Hordeum vulgare subsp. vulgare (domesticated barley), 1674 nucleotides. Its product is annotated as F-box protein At4g00755-like. The coding region runs from base 149 to 1450 and encodes 433 amino acids. The record is from RefSeq and is a predicted model, not a curated record. NCBI's taxonomy places the organism in Eukaryota, Viridiplantae, Streptophyta, Magnoliopsida, Poales, Poaceae. The transcript has 5 exons. Gene Ontology annotation, molecular function: protein binding.